AUGGCAUGUCAAUCACCAACUCCAAUUAAUAACGAAAAAUUACGAAAAGAAAGUAUCUUAAUAUCCUAUAUUCCAUUGAUUGGGCAGACAGGUGCAAUUUUCUCAACAUCUUUAUACAUAUCUCUCCUAAUUUACUAUUACAACAUCAACGAAAAUACAGCAGAAAAUAAUAAUCAAUUACUGAGGAUAACCCCGUAUGAUAUAAUAUUCUAUCUACUCUCAAUAUUUGGCGCGAUUUUGCGUAUCAAAUGCUAUCAAGUUCUAGAAAAGUUCUUCACCUUCCAUCUCACAAUCCACGAAGAGCACAAACUCAUCACGACUGGACCAUAUAAGAAUCUACGUCACCCAUCUUAUUCUGCAAUGAUGCUGUUAGCUAUAAGCGAACUGUAUUUAGUUUUCGUGCUAUUUGAUAAUAUCCCGGAUUCAUGGUGGUUGUUUAUAGAAUUUCGCGGGUUGGUGACAAAAGGAAUGAUUGUUGGUGUUGUCCUUUUAGGUUUGUAUUUGUUGAUGUUUCUUUGGUCUAGAAUUAAGUUGGAAGAAGAGAUGUUAAAGAAAAAGUUUGGAAAGGAAUGGGAUGAGUAUGCGAGCACGAGAAAACGACUUAUUCCUUUUGUUUUUUGA
Molecule: messenger RNA, 621 nt
Organism: Ambispora leptoticha
Lineage: Eukaryota; Fungi; Glomeromycota; Glomeromycetes; Archaeosporales; Ambisporaceae
Source: the annotation of a GenBank genome assembly